CCCUUUCAGUCGGAGUAACAUGUCGUCUGUGCGCCAACACCCGAUUUACUAUAUUCCAGUUUUCUUGUUCAUUUUUGCACUUGCUCCAGCCACCGAAGCACUCGGUUUCAAGGCUGGAAAAGAAAACAUAACUACCAUCACACCAGGACUGUUUGCUUGCAAAGUGAUCUACUAUCCAAGUCCCUUCUACGGCGGACAGCAAGUAACGGUUCUCGCGUCAGUUGGUCAUACCGCACAGAGCCAAACGCCUCGGAACGGCGCUGCAGUCUGGGUUGAAGAUGUUACAGCAAGUGAAUUCACCGUGUGUGUCCUUGAAUUCGGAAAUGGUUCCAACAGGACUUUGGAGGUAAACUGGUUAUCCUUCCAGGCUUCCCUGCGUGGAUCUCAGAUUGGUACUGCAUCUUUAAAUUCUUGGACAGCUGGGACGAAAUGCAAGAGGAUCGAUUUUCAGCAGCUUUUCUCGAUUCCGCCAAACAUAUUUGCAACUGCUGGUCACCAAAUUCCCAAGAGACCCCAGGACGCCAUGGCUGUGUGGGUGGAGGAGUUGAGGGUUGACAAUUUUAAAAUUUGCCUCCGAGAAGCCAAGAUUUUCGAUGGACCUCAUAAAAACAUCAAAAUAAAUUGGAUGGCAUUCACGAAUCUGAGAGCUGACAAUUUUACCAUAACCGACAGCCUCGUGUUUACCAAUACAAACUCACCAUCUCCUCAAGAUAACUACGCUUUCUGUCAAACAAUAAACUUCACAGAGACAUUUUAUGCUCCUCCUGUUGUGUUAGUCACGCCAAGGCGCAGCCGCAACAAUAACAAUUCUAAUCUGUCUGGGUCACGUUGUAAUGCAGUUACUGCUUGGGUCGAGCAUACAUCUACGACAGAUGCACAGGUGUGUGUGAAGAAUUACAACAGUAACGUCAACAAUAAAGAUGUUAUCAAUGUCGACUACUUGAUCACUGGAGACUUGGAUCCUUGUAUCGACGUGACAUGUCAUUAUCACUGUCUGUGUAAAUCGUAUGGACCAAAUGAUGCUCGCUGCGUUGCUGAGGACAGUUGUCCUUCCUACCAAGAACCCGUCUGCUCGUCAAAUGGCACAACAUACGACAAUGAGUGUUUGUUUCGACAGGAAAUGUGUAAUCUGCAAUUGAACUUUUCCGUUCAACACCCUGGUAGUUGUGAAGGAUUUCCUUUCCAGCGAGGUCGCCGUCACAUGCCACAUAUUCCUUCACUGGGAUAUUCUCAUUGUGAAGUAAUUCGCCUCAAGGCUUAUGUGUUCUAUCCAGACAAACCACUUGAAGUUCAGAUCACUGUCAAUCAUAUUGACACCAGUGACAAGUCAUAUGUACAUGAUGCCACUGUGUCGUGGAUUGAAAAAGUCAGUUACGAUCGAUUCACCACGUGUGUGAUGGUGGCAGGGUACAAUGAACGGAGAUCUAAUGCUAACGUGACAGUUGACUGGAUGGCGUACCAAGGGGCUCCAGUGGGUGGUGUUGCCGGGGAAGUACGAAUAUCACAAUGGUGGACUGGAACGACUUGUAAAGCUGUCAAUUUUCCAUCGGUUAGUCUUUUCUGUUUUAACUUAAAUUGCACUAACUUCACUUUUACCAAAGAUGUCACUGGACCACUGAAUAGUACUUUCUUUAACUCAUUCUAGGCUUUACAAAGUCUGGAUUACUAGCUAGG
Orbicella faveolata is the source of this 1674-nucleotide messenger RNA. RefSeq lists its product as uncharacterized. The record is from RefSeq and is a predicted model, not a curated record. Gene Ontology annotation, biological process: cell-cell junction maintenance. Gene Ontology annotation, cellular component: membrane. Lineage: Eukaryota; Metazoa; Cnidaria; Anthozoa; Scleractinia; Merulinidae. Gene Ontology annotation, molecular function: protein binding; calcium ion binding.